Hyla sarda is the source of this 7915-nucleotide messenger RNA. RefSeq names its product sideroflexin-1. Lineage: Eukaryota; Metazoa; Chordata; Amphibia; Anura; Hylidae. Gene Ontology annotation, cellular component: mitochondrial inner membrane. Gene Ontology annotation, biological process: serine import into mitochondrion; monoatomic ion transport. Bases 152 to 1120 code for a protein of 322 amino acids. The record is from RefSeq and is a predicted model, not a curated record. The transcript is spliced from 11 exons. Gene Ontology annotation, molecular function: monoatomic ion transmembrane transporter activity.
CUGAAAGAGCCGCCGUAGCCGGAUGACAUCACCGUACCAUGUGACUAGGAGCUGAGCCACCGCGGCAGAGGGGCAGGCAGUGCUGGGGAGAGAGGAGAAGCGGACGAGCAUCUGCUGCAGGACUCAUUGCACAACUACUAGUCUUCAAAAAAUGUCAAGCGAAUUAUCCUUAAAUAUUAACAUCAAGGAACCUCGCUGGGACCAGAGCACAUUUGUUGGAAGAGCAAAGCAUUUCUUUACAGUAACCGACCCAAGAAAUAUCCUUCUGUCAAAUGAGCAGUUGGAGCAUGCCAGGCAGAUUGUUCAUGACUACAGAAGUGGAGUUGUACAGCCUGGACUCACAGAAGAUGAACUAUGGAGAGCAAAGUACGUGUAUGACUCUGCCUUCCACCCGGAUACUGGUGAAAAGAUGAUUCUUAUUGGAAGAAUGUCCGCUCAGGUACCAAUGAAUAUGACUAUCACAGGAUGCAUGAUGACCUUCUACAGGACAACACCAGCCGUGAUCUUUUGGCAGUGGAUUAACCAGUCUUUUAAUGCCAUUGUUAACUACACGAAUCGAAGUGGAGAUGCUCCCAUCACUGGAAGCCAACUGGGAACAGCUUAUGUUUCUGCCACCACAGGUGCUGUUGCCACAGCUCUAGGACUUAACGCACUAACCAAGCACGUUUCACCACUAAUAGGAAGAUUUGUCCCUUUUGCUGCCGUUGCUGCUGCUAACUGUAUCAACAUCCCAUUAAUGAGACAACGGGAAUUGAAAUAUGGUAUCCCUGUCACAGAUGAAAAUGGAAACCGCAUUGGAGAGUCUGCGAAUGCUGCUAAACAAGCCAUCACUCAGGUGGUGGUCUCUAGGAUCCUUAUGGCUGCUCCCGGCAUGGCAAUUCCUCCAUUUAUAAUGAACAGCUUGGAAAAGAAGGCUUUCCUCAAGCGUUUUCCUUGGAUGAAUGCCCCAAUACAAGUAGGAUUAGUGGGAUUCUGCUUGGUUUUUGCAACACCACUUUGCUGUGCAUUAUUUCCCCAGAAAAGCUCAAUGUCUGUGUCUGGACUGGAGCCUGAACUACAAGCACAUAUUAAAGAGAACAGUCCGGGCCUGGAGAGAGUCUACUUCAAUAAAGGAUUAUAAUCCUCACCAUGCAACCAUCCUACAACCCUCAAGGCCAUGUGUGUUCACCAAGAAUAUGUUGUUGAACUCAUAGGAGAAAGAAAGCAAGUCCUAAACCUUUUUAAAGAUGAGCACAAAUUAUUUUUAUAGGUUUAAAAAAAAAAAAAAAAAUUACUGGUUUUCUUUUUAAAUAAGUCUUAUUUGACCAUACAAUAUGUUAAUUUUACAGUAAAAGGGAGGUAUACAUCUAAUGUAGUAUGUAUGAAGAUGACUACACAUUAUCAGAAGAAGGUGAGAAUUGAAUCAAAGCAGUUAGUUUAUAUAAUUUUUUUUGUUGUUUUUUUUUUUCUUUUCUUUAUUAUGAUCUGUUUUUUUGCCAGUAACAAUGUAACCUAUGUCAAUGAGCUAUACUUAGUAUUGCAUCUCAGUCCAUUUUAUUUCAGCAAGGGUGAGCUGCAAUACUAGGCACAGAUAAAAGCCCUUUUAAGGGCACCUGUAAAGGUUAAAUCCCACCCGUUCUUUAGAUCUGGCGAGGAGAUACCAGCGUGUUCAUUGCAGGAGUCCUAUUAGUUAGAAAUGAGCUUAUGCAAGGAGCUCGCCACUGCAACUGUACUGCCCAGCGUCUUUCUGAAGGAUAAGUGAGAGUUCCACUUUUUAGGUACCCUUUAAGGAAGAAUGUGUACUUUAGCUUCCAAUGACAGCAAGAAAAGCCAGAUUCAGCCGUUACCUACUCAUUAUUUCACAUAUCCGUGCAUGUUUACAUCAGUAUAGAUUUCACGUGCAAGCCACUAACUGACCUCCUAACAAUGCAAAGCAUUUGUACAUUUGCCUUCUGAAUAUGAUUUAAUGCACAUACCUCUGUUAAUAUAUAGCCAAGUGGGGAACUUUACCCUGACUGCCAAAGGCCACUUACCUGUGACCCAUUCAUAAGCCUAAAGUGUACAGAUCUCAAAGGUUCUUAACAUAAAUAAUCUUUACCAUCGUACAACAUUGGCUCCGUGACAGAUGACUGGCGAUGCUGGUCGGAGGCUUGUGACAUCACGGUCACACCCCGCUUGCGACAUCACGGCCAUGCCCCCUCAAUGCAAGUAUAUGGGAGGGGCAUGUGACCGCCACGCCCCCUCCCAUAGACUUGCAUUGAGGGGGCGUGGCCGUGAUGUCACGAGCCUCCGGCGCUGCACCCGACGCUCUAAACGAACGCUGGGUGCAGCAGGGAGAUUGCGGGGGUCCCCAUUGGCCAUUUCACCCCCCCCCCCCCCCCCCCAUAGACAUGUCGUGACAUCAUAAGGGGGCGUAGCAUUACGCAUUACGCCACGUCUCCAGUCCCAAAAACUUCCAGUUUCCGAGCCUGGAGACGCAGCUCCACACACAAUGCGAGUGCUGCAGGGAGAUCGCUGGUGUCACAUGAGGUAUCCCUCAUCCUUUGGAUAGGGGAUAAAAUGCCUAAAGCUGGAAUACCCCUUUAAUAUCCAUCCCAUGCUUUAAGGGAACCUGUUACUAGUUUCAUGCUUCUCGAAACACAGGCCCCCAAGCCAUUGGGUGGUUGUUAGAUAGAUCUUUCGGUCUUUGCAUAUAGGAAGAGGUCUAUCAGGGCCAACAGACCAACCAAGUGACUUGAAGCCAUGUUCCUGGCCAAUAUUGCAGCUAUGUUUUCCCUAAAACAUUCAUAGUGAACCAUUUCUCAUUAUGAUAGGGAAGCCCCUCAGUGCUCCAUGCUGCCCAUGAUAUACUUAAUGGUUGGCUCCCUUUAAAUGAGAGCUUCACAUCUUAUUAUUAGGUUCCAUCUACGUGUUCAUUUUGGAGAAUAAUGAUCUAAUCCUUGACUAAAUGUAAGCAAAAGGAGCAGAACAUCACUGCUGAAUUUUUAUGGUGUGAACCUUUAGUGCCUAAAAUUCAAUACUCGAUGUGCUGCCUUUUUCUUUUUCCCUUGUGUGUGUUGCUACAUGUACAGUAUGUGCUCCAGGGCCAUCUUCCUACCAUUUUCAUGUUCGUCAAUCGUGUGCAGAUUUUUGGUAGAAAGGUUCAAGCUUCAUUGCUUAUAAAAUCUUGAAUUAUUUUGUUUUUGCAUCACUCGACUGAAAUAUUUGAAUGGAGAACACGUGAAUAGUUUUGUUUUAAGAGACAAAUUACCCUUUCCCAGCAACCAGCACUGUUUGUUGGGCGUUCUGGGCACUCCAUUCGUUAAGUAACAUUUUUAAUAUGUAGAAUUUUACAUAGAAAUUAUUCACAAAGUAAAUAGGACCAAAAACUAAUAAGAAAAGCUGCUGCAUAUGUAAGAUACUACUGUACAAUGUGUACUUGUCUUUCCUUGUUCUUUUGUUGGGUCCAAAAGUACUUUUGUUGCAAGGGCUGCACAGUAGAGCCCUGCGUGGGACUGUUUUCCCUAAUCCCUCUCCCACUGGACUUCUUACCAUUACUGCCCGCUCACGAGAGAUGUGUGUUCCACUCCCGCUGGCUCCUGCAACAUGUGUGUCCAACAUUUUGUUGCAGCUUUAAAAAGAAAAAACAAAAAAACCCUGUGCCAUUUCAUCACCCCCUUGUGCUAUUUCAUCACUUCCUUGCAGUGGCGUCGCUAGGGGGGGCCAGAGGGGGCCAUGGCCCCCCCUAGAUCAGGCUGUGCCCCCCCAAUUUAAAAUAAAUAGGGCGGUCCCGAUACUAGUAUGGGGCCAGGGGCAGACUGACCGGCUGGGUAAAUAGCUGCAGCUGCUGAGGAUAUCCCUUCGCUGCUCCUGGUCUGCGUAUCAUUAGCAGAGACAGGCAGAGCAGGGAUGACGGUACCUGAUGAUGGCUCCGCCCCCAGCACUGGAGAGGACGGGGGCCGAGAGCUGACAGGCCUCCGGAACACAGAGCAGCUUCAUGUGAGGUGAGUGGUGUCCUGUGCCCUCCCUCUCUCCCCCCUGAUCAGCAGUAUAUCCUGGGGCUGGGUGAUGUGUAUAGUAUCAGUCCAGUGGAGUCACUUUCCCUCCUUCAGUGUCCACUGGUCACAUUAUCAGAAAAAUCGCUGCAAAAUUGCGCGGUUUUACCGCGAUUUUUUUGUAAACUUUUUUUAAAUUGCCCCCCCCCCCCCCCACUUUUGUCACUGGCCCCCCCAUGUGCCCCCCCCUAAAUAUGAAUGCUGGAGAUGCCACUGCUUCCUUGUGCCAUUUCAUCACCCCCUUGUGCCAUUUCAUCACUUCCUUGUGCCAUUUCAUCACUUCCUUGUGCCAUUUCAUCACUUCCUUGUGCCAUUUCAUCACUUCCUUAUGCCAUAUUUGAUCCCCCCCCCCCCCCAAUGGAAUUUGUGAGGUUGACAGGAUUUUGUGGAAUCCGCUAUAUGUUCUGUGCCGCUCAAGGCUAAAAAAGCCUGCUUAACAUAAGUUUUAUGUUGGGUCUGUGGGAUCUCAAGCCCAUUGCAGUCCUCUACUACACAGCCAUAUAACCAGCUAGCAAGUUUAUCCAAAUCUAUCCAAACCUGGAGGAUAGGUUACACUACUGUAUUUGUAGAAUAGAGUUAAAAUAAAUAGUAAAAUUGUUUAUUUUCUUUAACGCCAUAGAAAGUCAUGUAGCAGUACAUAUUGUUAUUGAAAUGAUGCACACCAUACAUCUGCACCAUUUUAUGUAGUACAAGGAAAUACUUAUUUAUAACAGGUCAAGUAAAAUCAAAUGUACUUUAUAAAACUGUCAGUGUUUGGUUACUAGUAUGUUUAUCUUCACACAGCAUUCUAUGUGUUAUGGAUGCUUUCAAGUGCUGGUGCUUGCUAGUGACCGCAGUAGGGCCAGUUGCACUUGUCACUCUUUGACUCUUAUGCAGUUGCAAAGUUUGCCAGACACAGCAAUUUUUGGGGAACACACAGUUAACUUCCUAGCAAUAUUCCUGCAGUGUAAUAUAUUUCACAGUUGCAUCCAUACAUUUUGAAUCAUAUGAUUAUUGCAGCUGGGUCAUGUGAUCCACCACCCAGAGACCCACUAUAUUCCAUGCUUUCCUGUGUAGACAAAGAUCAGUCUCACUUGUAUGACUGACUUCCUGUGAACUACAGGAUUACGCCAUCACCUAUCAGAUCUCUCUCUCAUGGCAGUUCCUAGACCCCUCCCCACCAAGCUCUGCCCUUUUCUUUAUCUCUAUGCCCCCCAUAUGUAAUUUCUGCCCUAUUUAAGAGACCAAGAGUGCAGUGAUAUAGUUGGUGAGCCCCAACCUUGACUAGCUGCAGUGUUAUAGCCACUACCUGUCUAUACUGUCAGAUGUGUGCAGAUUCUAUUAGUGUGUCUUAUAAGAUCAAGCUCUACACUGUCCUCACCUGCUUCUUAGACCUAACGGGGAGACAGUCGAAGCUGCCUCUUGUAGGAAUACACAAUGAUUCUGUUGUGUCAGUUAGGGACAGAAGUUAUGACACUGAUCUAUCCAUGUUGCACUUAGAUAGGAGUAGCAGAGCAUAUAUAGUGGUGAGACUCUGCCCCCCGCUGUAUCUGCAAAGCCAGAAGCAUCCUAUCAGAGAGGAAAAAUAAUACACAAAAGCUUUUACAUUAUUCUCGAAUAGCCUAUCAAGAAUAUUGUAUAAGCAAAAAACAAGUUAUAAUUGGAUUUCUUUUUAACAAUAAAAGCAGUAUGCUGUACACAUUUUUAGAGUAAAGAUUAGAAUUAUGAAUUAUGCUCCAGGCAUUGUUCAUUUUUACUAUAAAACAAGAUUUUCUAUAUUGAAAAGUGACACUUUAAGAACUAACGGUAUGUUCAGACUGAGGAAUUGGAGAGGAAUUUACUCGAGUAAUUCCGCUCGCUUAUUCCACAUUUUGACAAACCCAAAACCGUAUUUCUGCUCCUCAGUUCACACUGAGAAAUUUCUGCAUGCAGAAUUUCGACGCUGAAUUCCGUUCCGCAUGAAAAAUGAACAUGUUCUUCCUUCAUGCGGAAUCCAACGCCGUUCCACACGGAAUUUUCACAGGGAAAAAAACAAAAAAAAAGGGAAAUUCUAAUUGGUGGUCGUCCAGCAAAAAAUAAAAAAAUAAACAGUUUCCUCAUGUAUUUCCGCACGGAAUUCCGCAUCAAUUCUGUGCGAAAAAAAUAAAUAAAUAAAUUCUGCAGCAGAAUUUUUAAGCGAGAACAAUUCCUCAGUGUGAACAUACCCUUAGGAUAGAGAAAAAAGAAGAAAAUUGUUACUCAACAGAUUUUAGCAACAUCUAACAAUUGUCUGACUUCCGUCUGUUUUUAGGACUUUCAAGUAUUAUACAAGGUUUAUUUUUUAAUAAAAUAUAUAACCUAACAUGCGCAGGCAAUUCUAAUGGGGAAUGCUGUAAUCUUUUCAGUUGCUUAUAUGCUCAAUAGCAGCAUAUGUUUCACUAUUGUUUCCGUUCAGGUCAUCAGAAAUGUAGUCAGGCCAGGAGAACUUGUGUCAUAAUAUGGACACAAAAAUGCAUGUGAGGUUCUUGUGUGAAAUCGGGCUUAUGAAUAUUUUUUUGGUAAGAAAUUAGAUUUCAUCAUUUGGAAUAGGAAUAGUUCUUUUGAGUGUUACUGACUUCUCCACAAUCUCACAUUCUUACCCUGAAUUUGUUGAACAUUCUGCAGUAUGAUGGCCAAAAUAUAAAGCAAAGUAUUUAUUAACCCAGUAAUAUUUUUGGUGCUUUGUAGGGAUAAACAAGAUCUUUGAGCAAAUGUAUGGUUAGAAAUAGAUCUUGUAUUUUUAUGAUUUCCUUUUAUGAGGCUGGGUUCGCAUCACAUUUUUACCAAUAUGGGACCGCAUACGGCUGGGGGGGGGGGGAGCUAAAACCUUGUGCUCCCGUAUGCUGCCCGUAUGUAAUUCAUUUCAAUGAGCCGACCGGAGUGAAAAGCUGACUCCGGCUCAUUUUUGCCCCGUAUGUGGUUUUCCGCCGCACCUUAAACGGUGGUCGACUAAGGUUUUAGGUGCGGUGGGAAAACCGCAUACGGGGCAAAAAUGAGCCUACCGGCGUGGCAUGUGGCAGGGAUACGGGAGCGCAAGGUUUUAGCCACCCCCCCAGCCAUAUGCGGUCCCAUAUUGGUAAAAACGUGAUGUGAACCCAGCCUUAGUUAAAUGCUGUGAACUAUUAGAAUGACUGGAGAACGGAAGCUAUGAUAAGGAAAUAUUAAACCUUGUUUUUGUGAUAUUGCAUAUUGUACGUUGUGCUAUAAACAGAAUAGAUUAAACAUUAGAUAGAAGUUAGUGAGUAUGGUUGGUCUUUAAAAAAAUUUAAAAAAACUUGAAUGAAUGUAUUAUUUGUUAAAGCAUUGUGUGGAAAACUUCAUGUGCCAUUUGUGUAAAGAAAACAUUUAACAGAUCUGAAGCUUUUCUUAUCUCUGAAUAGUCUUACUUUGCUAAAAUUCAACCUCUUUUGUUAUUUUUCCUGCUUGCUGACCCAGUUUAUGAUCAAUAUGAAAAUUAUAAAAUCAUUUUUAAGUUGUAGUAUCCAAUGGAUGACUAACAAUAAAUAACAUUUCCACAGUAAAUAUAAAUAAAAAACGCCAUCAACUAUAUUUUACUUGGGAAUCUAAUCUCCCUUGUUUAAGUUUAACUCAGGGUUUAAGCAGAUAAUGCAGUAAAUAUAUCCUUAGUUGAAUCAGCACCACUAGUACAGUUACUAACAGUCCAACAGUUACAUGGACUGCCUGAAUGGGUUAACAAACAUUUCCACUUUUAACAAUUACCAAGGCAUCGUGUAGUAUCCCCGCCUAAAGACAACCACACUCGCUCAACGCCAGAUCAUUACUGUUUACCCAUUUUUAAACGUGAUAAAAUGUGGUUGUAGAGGACUAUUGACUUAAAGGGUUACUCUGCUGCUCUGCGUUUGGAACAAACUGUUUCGGAUGCUGGAGCCAGCGCCAGGAGCUCG